AUGAUCAAGAGACCCAAAGAAAGUAGCAAUGAUGAUGAUAAAACUUCUUGCGUCAAAAGCAACAAAAGGCAACAAACUUCCUUAACUUCUUGGCUCAGUCCAAAACCUGCUCCUCCAAUUAAAGUUGAAGGACUUGAAAUUAAAAAUAAGGAAUUGUUAAGUUUAGAAUUGAAAACUAUUAGUAAUGAAUGGUUAAAAAUCUUGCUCAAGGAAAUUCAAGAGCCUUAUUUUAUCGAGUUGAAGAAAUUUCUUGAAGGAGAAAAAAAAAAAAAUCGUAAAAUUUUCCCACCUGAUGUUUAUAGUUGGUCAAGGAUGACACUUCCAUUUUCUGUAAAAGUUGUAAUCAUUGGUCAAGAUCCAUAUCAUGGUGUUGGUCAAGCACAUGGACUUUGCUUCAGCGUUUUAUUGUUAAAUACAUCACUUACUGUACGUGCACAUGAACCAGAAAAUGCAGUAAUUCAAUAUCUGAAUAAUAAAAAAAGUGGAUUAGUAUUUAUGCUUUGGGGAAAUCAUGCCAUAAAAAAAGGAAAGAAUAUCAACAAGGAAAAACAUUGUGUUCUACAAGCUGUUCAUCCUUCGCCAUUAUCUGCUCCUCGAGGUUUCUUUAAUUGUAAACAUUGGUCAAAAGCCAACGAAUAUUUGAAGGCUAAUGUGUAG
Messenger RNA from Entrophospora sp. SA101, 657 nucleotides. The record is from the annotation of a GenBank genome assembly. NCBI's taxonomy places the organism in Eukaryota, Fungi, Glomeromycota, Glomeromycetes, Entrophosporales, Entrophosporaceae.